Messenger RNA from Triticum urartu, 1615 nucleotides. Its product is annotated as peptide-N4-(N-acetyl-beta-glucosaminyl)asparagine amidase A. Lineage: Eukaryota; Viridiplantae; Streptophyta; Magnoliopsida; Poales; Poaceae. The record is from RefSeq and is a predicted model, not a curated record.
UGCACCGCCGAGCCGCGCGCCACCGGCAUCGUCUGGUCCGUCUCCCGCGACGUCACCAGGUACGCGGCCCUUCUCAAUGAGCCCGGCGAGGUCGCGGUGUACCUUGGCAACCUCCUCGACAAGACCUACACGGGCGUCUACCACGUCAACCUCACGCUCCACCUCUACUUCCACCCUGCGCCGCCGCCGCUCACGCAGCACGCCGAUCUGAUCGUGCCCAUCUCGAGAAGCUUGCCUCUGAACGACGGGCAGUGGUUCGCCGUCCAGAACGCCACCGACGUGCAGUCCAAGAGCCUCUCCAUUCCGUCGAACACCUACCGGGCGGUCCUUGAGGUAUCCGUUUCCUUCCACUCCAGCGAUGAGUUCUGGUACACGAACCCUCCCAAUGAGUACAUUCAGGCCAACAAUUUGUCCAGCGUUUCUGGCAAUGGUGCGUUUCGGGAGGUUAUUGUUAAAGUAGAUGACCAUAUCGUCGGUGCUGUUUGGCCGUUCACUGUCAUCUACACCGGCGGCGUCAACCCACUUCUCUGGCGGCCAAUCACCGGCAUUGGCUCAUUCAAUCUGCCUACCUAUGACAUUGAUAUCACGCCAUUCUUGGGCAAGCUCCUGGACGGCAAGGAGCAUAAUUUUGGGUUUGCUGUCACCAAUGCAUUGGAUGUGUGGUACAUCGAUGCCAAUUUACAUCUGUGGCUGGAUCACAAGAGCAAGAAAACAGUCGGGAGCUUGAUCAGCUAUGAUGCUCCGGCACUGGCACUGAAUUUGGACUAUGGGUUCAGUGGGCUGGAUGGUAAGUUCGUCACGGGCGCAAGCCGGCAUGUCUCCGCAACCGGGUCGGUGAAAUCAUCAUACGGGGAGGUGACCACAACUUUCUACCAGAGAUUUAGCUAUGUUAACAGCAAUGUAUAUAGGAGCAAUGGCACUGUGCAAGUGGUGAACCAAACGAUUGAUGCAAAGUCUGGUGUUUUUGUCAAGGAUACUUCUGCUGUUCUUCUCUCAGAGGAGGUUCACAAGGUGUUUCCGCUGUAUGUCUACACUGGAACAUCAGACCAGGUGGGUGAUGAGUACUCAUUGAUUUCGCUUGUCAAAUUGGGCAUCAACGAGAAGAGUGUUUCGGGUGGGAAGCUAGGGUUCUCGUACCGCUCUUUGCGGAAUGCACAGUCAGCACGCGGCACAAUGAAGGUGAAGAAGAAUUUGGUGGUUAGUGGUUUGGGGCAGACACAUCAGGUGUACAAAUAUAUGGGUACUGAUGGAUGCUACUUCAGGGAUGUGAGCAGCAAGAAUUACACUAUAAUUUCUGACAACUCUGGUGAUUCUUGCUCAAAGGGAUCGCCGUCUAGUGGUGUCAAAUUUUCCUCCAAUAAAAAUCAACCAGCUAGGAAAAGGUUGCUGAAACUUUAACUGGGAAGGUGUGCAACUGAAUUAUCUAUCGUUCAGUUUACUUUGUCUCUCCACUCGAGAUUGUUAGGUUAGAUUAUCGUUCAUGUACUAGGUAAGAAAUUUGUUUGAAAUUAUCUCUGCAAGCAUCCCACUUUGUAAGUCUUCUAGUACAAGACAACUUUCUCUUCUGGAAUGUAUAUAAAUCAAUAAAAGUGGCGCUUGGGUUUCAAAAUAUUCC